Peronospora farinosa is the source of this 933-nucleotide messenger RNA. The record is from the annotation of a GenBank genome assembly. NCBI's taxonomy places the organism in Eukaryota, Oomycota, Peronosporomycetes, Peronosporales, Peronosporaceae.
AUGAUAUCGGACGUCGUCCUGCUGGUCAUCUCUCUUGGAGGCCUGGUCACGACGGUGUUUCUCGUGCUCUUCUUGACUGGAUUCUUCUCAAAACCUAAAAAAAUAGCAGAUGAAAAUCAAGCAGAAGUGCUUCGGGGUGGCGAGAGAGGAGGUCUAGCAGCACUACGGAAGCGUAAAGACAGAAAGAAACGUAACAUAGAACGAGAAGUAGCUGUUGCUCCUGUGGAUGCCGCUGUUCCGGCUCAAAAUGAAGCUGUAGAGGCUGCUAGAGACGAUGAAGGACCAUUAGAGCCGAGAGUUAUGACCAAGAGAGAGAUGCAGAAGGAGCUGAAGCGUCGAGAACGUGAAGAGCUACGUCAGUUUGAUCAGCAGCAGCGUGAAGAGCGUCAGCGGCUUGUGGAAGAGAAAGAAGUGGCAUAUCAAAAGAAACGUGAAAAGGAAGCGAAGAUUGAACAGGCAUUGGAAGCACAGGAACGGAAAUUGAAGGAGGAGAAGGAACGUAAAGACAAGGAGGAAUUUGACCAGUGGAAGGACAUGUUUACGAUUGAAGAGCAAGGCAUGAAGCUGCCAGAAAACAGUGAGGAGAGUCAGAUGCUAUUGCAGCAUUUUGUCGACUAUGUCAAGUCGCACAAGGUGGUGCUACUCGAAGACCUCGCGUCGGAGUUUAACCUGACUACACAGGAUGCUAUUGACCGUGUUGAGUCCCUGCAGAUGUCAAAUCGUCUCACGGGUAUAGUGGAUGAUCGUGGAAAGUUUAUUUACAUUACUGAGGAAGAGAUGGACAAGGUUGCCAUGUUUAUCCAGCGAUGCGGUCGACUGGGAUUUGCUGAACUAUCGAAAGAAUGCAACAAGCUGAUCCGAUUAGACGGAGAAGCUGACAAGAACACAACAAUAUCCCUGGACUGGCUUAACAGCGAAGAGGAGCCUGAGUGA